GACAUGACAUCGGGAGUUGUCAGCUACGAUUAAGUAAGAUGCUGUUGCGUCUUAAUGUCAAAGUGAAAUUCUUUCGAAGCAGGCUGACUUAGAAUUACGAUCGUAAUAUAAAGUAUGAAAAGGUUUCCGACUUCCACCAGGUCGAAAAUAAUUGACUGUCAAUAGACUGCGACAAUAAUUAAACUAAAAUAUCUGUAAGGAUUCCUCUCUCUUCAUAAUCCAUCAACGCUGAUAACUCAGUAUUUAUUAGCCUUGUACAAUCGAACUCGUACCGAAAUGUACAGAAUCUCAGCGAGCCGAACUGCACUGCACAGCAAAAGCGUUGUGGUACUAAUUGUGCUGUACUUCUCAGUCUAUGUGACUGACUGCCUUUACAUCACAGCCGAGACUGGAGCAAAAGCAGUUUUACCAUGCGCCUGUAUAAACAGUUCUUUCUUAAUAACCUGGCAGAGGAAAGAGACCAUAGUGUACCAUGAAAACAUGGCCGAAAUCGCAUCGCAGUACUACAACAGAACCCAACUGCAAGGGAGCAGCUGCUCUCUCAUCCUGAGCCCGGUUCAUGCAUCGGAUGAGGGGGCAUAUACAUGUUUCUACGAGUCUUCUACUUUCUUCUAUGAGCAUGUAACUCUGUUGGUUACAGCCAACUUCAGUACAGCCUGUACAAGCAGCUCUGGCAUGUACCACUGUGAAGCCAGACAGGGGCAUCCUGAGGCGAAGAUUGUAUGGAGAUUAAAUGACCAGCCUCUGUCACUGUCUCCACUUGUGUCUCAGAGCAAAUUAGACCAACUUACUGGCCUCUAUGACAUCACAAGCUCAGUUAACAUAACAGUAAAUGGAACAGUGACAUGUGAGGUGAUAAACUCCAGACUUGCAAGGAUAAUUACAGAGUGUGUCAAUGGCAUUGGCCCCGGUUUGCAGAUGGCUCUUCGUGCAUCCUGGGAUGUCUUGCUUACUUCUCUGGCAUGCACUGCACUGUUGGUUCUUUUCAUCAUGGUGGCAGUCUGGGUUGUCAAAUGCCUGGAGGGAACACAGGUGAGCCCCAGGGCAUUUUGUGUAGCCUGGGUGCAUUUGCACAAUAGAAGAUAACCUUCUGUUAUUUCACACUGAAUAAGCAAUAGUGCCACAACCUUCUGCGGAUCCUUGUGCCAGUUUAAUCUGAAAGUAUUAAACUGAUCUGUUUGAUCAUGUCCUCAUUUUGAAAGGGAUGGAAAAGCAUCUUGAGCAUUAGACACUAUGAGAACAAUGCCUUAAAAAGCAAGGUCGCUAUGUCUGAUUUAUUUAUUUAUUUUUUAAACACAAACACCAAACUGGCAAGUCUUAAGAGCAAUAACAGAUAUGUAUUUUGUAUAGAGUUGAACAGUGAGAAGAGUGACCAUGGAAUAAAUAUGGAUUUAGAACUGACAAAGUCUGAUAACAGAGAUUCACCUGAGUUCACUUCGGAUUCAGGAGUUAUCCUGAGAUGUCCUCAGCAGAACCUAGAGGAACUGGCAUGAACCUUCCUUUAUAUAUUGAGUUGUUCCUGGAUAUUUUUCUCUAUAUUCUUCCAAGAAAGUUGAGAGACCCUAUUGGGUAUCCCAUACAAACUUACAAACACAUAUAUUUCACAACCUUUCUUUCCCAUUAUGGCCUGACCAAGUGCAGGUUUUAACAAAGAAUGUGUUUUGUUUUAUUUUUUCCCUUUCAUACAGUGUGCUUUUCCAGGAGCACACCUAAAUUUGAUUCCUUCAGAUCUGUAAUCUCACAUUUUCCUCAAAUGUACAUUUAUUUUCCUUGUCACUUUUUGCUCUGGAAUAUUGGACCUUAGAAGCACAAGUAUGUUUGUCCUUACUGGUCAAUCCAAAACUGGUGCUCCUUAAAGUUUUUGACAUGAGAGAACUUUCACUUGUCAGAAGUACUGUGUAAAGCAUCUAAGGAGAAAAUGUGUUAAGCAUGUUUUUCAUUUUUAUUUCACUCCCCCUUUCUAUCAUCUAUUAUGUAACAUUCAGGUAGUAUUUUCUAUGGUGUGGUUCUGUUGUUUAUUACAUGUGUAUUACAGUUACAUUACGAUAUCUAAGCAAGUGUAAACUGUAAUUAAUUGGCUUGUGUUAUGCUAAUAAAUCCUGUGCAACACUGAACUCACAUGAAACUCAGCUACCCAUGGAACAUUACUUAAACUACUACUCACUUACAUGGUUUUCUCUUCUGCCAUGAACUAUUUAAAUAGUAACCUUAGA
Molecule: messenger RNA, 2213 nt
Organism: Electrophorus electricus (electric eel)
Lineage: Eukaryota; Metazoa; Chordata; Actinopteri; Gymnotiformes; Gymnotidae
Product: CD276 antigen-like
Biological process (GO): immune response; positive regulation of T cell proliferation; cellular response to lipopolysaccharide
Cellular component (GO): external side of plasma membrane
Source: RefSeq, a predicted model, not a curated record